GUGUAUCUCAGGGUUCCGUCUAAACAUGGCGGUGAUCGCUAGGAUGCUCCGAAGGAUCUUUAAAGGCGGCGGAGGUCAUGGGGGACUACGAGGAUUGGUCUAUCCGAUGUUCAGAGAGAACGAUAACAAAAGAGGCACUUUGGUUGGUGUUGAUAAAUAUGGAAACAAAUACUUUGAGAACAAGAAGGACAAUUUUUUCGGUCGCCAUCGUUGGGUGGUCUAUACCUCAGAGAUGAAUGGAAAGAAUACUCAUUGGGAUGUGGAUGCCAGCAUGGUGCCAGCUGAAUGGCAUGGCUGGCUUCACAGCAUGACGGACCACCCGCCCACCACACAUCCUCCCGAACCCCGGAAGUUCUUCGCCGAGGUCCACCAGUUCAACACGAGCGCCACCCCGCAGCAGUACGUCCCCUACCCCACCACCCGCAAGAAGAUCCACGAGUGGGUUCCCCCCAAAGCCGGAGCCCAGUGAGCUCUGCCCGUUUCAUUUCCGAGCUGUAAAUUCUAGAUUCUCGUCUGUGUUAGACAUAAAAAUAAAAUCUAAACAAAUGUUUUUUGACA
Austrofundulus limnaeus is the source of this 558-nucleotide messenger RNA. It is a transcript of the gene ndufa12, whose product is annotated as NADH:ubiquinone oxidoreductase subunit A12. Lineage: Eukaryota; Metazoa; Chordata; Actinopteri; Cyprinodontiformes; Rivulidae. The record is from RefSeq and is a predicted model, not a curated record. Gene Ontology annotation, cellular component: membrane; respiratory chain complex I. The coding region runs from base 26 to 469 and encodes 147 amino acids. Gene Ontology annotation, biological process: response to oxidative stress. The transcript is spliced from 4 exons.